Trypanosoma brucei brucei TREU927 is the source of this 942-nucleotide messenger RNA. RefSeq lists its product as hypothetical. Bases 1 to 942 code for a protein of 313 amino acids. Lineage: Eukaryota; Euglenozoa; Kinetoplastea; Trypanosomatida; Trypanosomatidae. The record is from RefSeq and is a predicted model, not a curated record. The transcript has a single exon.
AUGUUGGAUGGGAGGGAAUUACGAGAUAACAUUUCGAUUGCAUUUCACAAGUCCGAAUAUGCAACCCCCUACGGAGACAACACCAUUCCCGGCAACCACCCCGGUUACAGACACAAGCGACUCGGCCGUCAAUACGCACCGGACCCCGUUAAUAGGGAUUCACUGCGAGUAGACUUUUACGCUCCCGGAAAUGGUGUACGCCUUGUCAACGCUCUUGCACCAUCUGAUUUUAACAGUAUGCAAAAUUUACUGCUGGCACGUGAUGCGCGCAACAAUAAUUAUGUGCUAGACUCUGUGCGAGGCGGCAGGCGCCAUUUUUGUGAGACCCGGGGAGCUGAAGAGCGACACUUGCGUAUGCGCCGCGCACUGAACUCACCCACAUCAGGGCGAGCUGAACUCGUCCCCAGUUGUCGUGCCCCCGGGAUGUACAAUUACGAAAGGGGCGGUCCGUUAGUGCAAGCUAUGCUGCAGAAUCGCGAGCGGCAGAAAAUGCUGCAGGAGGCGGGGAAGGCAAUGGUAGCAGGACCACCCAAUCAUAACCCCUUGUACUUGGGGUUCAUGUUCAGUCUGCCCAGCAUCCAAGCGACCAACUCCCAGGUGGAACCAUUAGCAGUCGAAACUACAGAUCAAGUGGGGCCCACAGACACGUGUGACUCGGCCACAGCCGUUGCCAAAGCAGAAGAAACGACAAAACUCCCGUCACCGACGCCGGGGCUUCCCCUGGAGCACUCGCCACCCGCUUAUCUCACGGGCAUUGCUCCACAGCGACAACGACAGGCAUACAUGAGCACGCGCCGCGGUUGGUCCCCGAUGCAGUUAAUCACGAAUGACAGCAAACCGUAUAGGAAGAAACGGAAGGUAAUGGAAUCUGAGGCGAGUCGACUGGAGGAUAUCCGUCUUGUGGAACUGCUUCCAAAGAUUAAGACAGAGGCCAAGAAAUGA